Molecule: messenger RNA, 2592 nt
Organism: Vitis riparia (riverbank grape)
Lineage: Eukaryota; Viridiplantae; Streptophyta; Magnoliopsida; Vitales; Vitaceae
Product: methionine S-methyltransferase-like
Molecular function (GO): methyltransferase activity
Source: RefSeq, a predicted model, not a curated record
UGCAUCCGAGCUCCAGCGAGGGUAUUCUUGUCCGAUCUCCAGAAGCAGUUCGCUUCCGGAGAGGCCUCCGAGCAAUGCCUCAGUACCUUCCAUUUCCGGAUCCAAGACAUCUUUUUGGACCAGUACAAAGGCUACUGCGGGAGGAAGAAAUUGACAAUGAUGGUGAUCCCUAGCAUUUUUAUCCCAGAAGACUGGUCCUUUACUUUUUAUGAAGGUCUGAAUAGACAUCCUGACUCUAUCUUCAAGGAAAAGACUGUUGCGGAGCUUGGUUGUGGAAAUGGAUGGAUUUCUAUUGCCAUUGCUGAGAAAUGGUCACCUUUAAAGGCGUAUGGCCUUGAUAUCAAUCCAAGAGCAGUAAAGAUUUCGUGGAUAAACUUGUAUCUAAAUGCUUUGGAUGAUAAUGGUCAACCUAUCUAUGAUGGUGAAAAUAAAACUCUACUGGACAGGGUGGAGUUUCAUGAAUCUGAUCUGUUAGCUUACUAUAGAGAUCGUGGUAUAGCACUUGAAAGGAUUGUUGGAUGCAUACCACAGAUUCUCAACCCAAAUCCUGAUGCAAUGUCUAAGAUGAUUACAGAAAAUGCCAGCGAGGAAUUUCUAUAUUCACUGAGUAAUUAUUGUGCACUUCAGGGUUUUGUCGAGGAUCAGUUUGGAUUGGGUCUAAUUGCUAGAGCAGUUGAGGAAGGAAUAGCUGUCAUCAAACCAAUGGGCAUUAUGAUCUUCAAUAUGGGAGGUCGACCAGGACAAGGUGUUUGUAAACGCUUGUUUGAGCGCCGUGGUUUCCGUGUUACUAGGCUUUGGCAGACCAAAGUUAUUCAGGCUGCUGAUACAGAUAUUUCUGCUUUAGUCGAAAUCGAGAAGAAUAGUCCUCACCGCUUUGAGUUCUUCAUGGGACUUGCUGGAGAUCAGCCCAUUUGUGCUCGAACAGCAUGGGCCUAUGGGAAGGCCGGUGGGCGCAUUUCUCAUGCUUUAUCAGUUUACAGCUGUCAACUUCGUCAACCAAAUCAGGUGAAAACAAUUUUUGAGUUUCUCAAAAAUGGCUUCCAUGAGAUCAGCAGUUCCUUAGAUUUAUUCUUUGAAGAUGAUUUUGUUGCUGAUGAAAAGAUUCCAUUCCUAGCUUAUCUUGCCAGUGUUUUGAAAGGGAAUUCAUUCUUCCCAUAUGAGCCACCAGCUGGUAGCAAACGGUUUCGUAAUCUCAUUGCAGGCUUUAUGAGAACAUAUCACCAUGUUCCAGUCAAUGCUGAUAAUGUUGUCAUAUUUCCUUCAAGGGCUGUGGUAAUUGAGAAGGCUCUUCGAUUAUUCUCACCCCGUCUUGCAAUUGUUGAUGAAAAUCUGACUCGACAUCUUCCAAGACAGUGGUUAACAUCCUUGAAAAUUGAGAGUGCGGAAACAGAUAAUCCUUCAGAGGAUGUACUCACAGUGAUUGAAGCCCCACGCCAGUUAGAUUUAAUGAUAGAGCUCAUCAAAAAGUUGAAGCCACAGGUGGUGGUUACUGGGAUUGCUCAUUUUGAGGCUGUCACUAGCUCAGCUUUUGAGCACCUUUUAAAUAUUACUGGAAAAAUUGGAUCUCGCCUUUUCUUAGACAUAUCUGAUCACUUUGAGUUAUCCAGCCUUCCAAGUUCCAACGGAGUCUUAAAAUAUCUGUCAGGAACUCCUCUGCCCUCCCAUGCAGCAGUUAUAUGUGGCCGUAAAAAUCAGGUUUAUUCAGAUCUAGAAGUAGCUUUUGUCAUUUCAGAAGAGGAGGCCAUCUUUAAGGCACUGUCCAAAACCGUGAAAUUACUGGAAGGGAAUACUGCACUCAUUAGUCAGUAUUAUUAUGGUUGCCUUUUCCAUGAGCUUCUGGCUUUUCAGCUUGCUGAUCGACAUCCACCUGCAGAGAGGGUAUGUGAAAAUGAAAAACCUGCUGAGAUGAUUGGCUUUGCUAGUUCUGCCCUUUCUGUCCUUGAUAAUGCUGAAGUGUCAAUUACCGAGACAGAAAACUCAUCAGUGAUCCACAUGGACGUAGAUAAAAGCUUCUUGCCAUUUCCAUCUUCAGUCAAGGCUUCUAUCUUCGAGAGUUUUUCAAGACAGAACAUGGCUGAGUCAGAAACUGAUAUCACCACCAGCAUCAGACAAUUUAUUAAGAGCAACUACGGGUUCCCAACAAGUAGUGGAACAGAAUUUAUAUAUGCGGACUGCUCACUAGCUUUCAAUAAGCUGGUUCUUUGCUGCAUCCAAGAAGGUGGUACCUUGUGCUUCCCAGCUGGCUCAAAUGGGAGGUCCUAUUAAUAUUUCGUAUUGUAUUCAGGAUGACAGAGUGCUUGAUGCUCCUGGUGAUGCAUCGACAGAAUGGUUAUACCAAGACAGUUGGAAGUGGGUUUCUUCCGGUUAAAAGGAAGAGUGAGGCAAUGAGCAGCAGUAUCUAUACUGCUAAUAAACCUCUAGUUCGAAAGACACCAGCCAACGAAGCACAGAGUAUAAAUUUCCAAGUGGCAAAGCUCGCCUUGAGGGUUUAUAUGCAAUAAACUCAUCAUACUUGAUUCUAAGAAGAAAGUUGAAAGCACCUGAGGCUGCACUCCUAGUUACACUAUCAGUCUUCUGCUUCAAAUAUCAUAG